AUGACUCGCAACAAAGACCAUGACCGGAAGCGGCGACGCUCGCCGUCGCGCGCUCACCCGCGUCCCCCCUCAAGCCGUGACCACGACCAGCAUACACCGUCUUCUUCCUCUGCAUCUUCUCUCCAUCUUCACAAAAGCUCGUCAAGUUCAGACGCGUCUAGCGCUCAGGAGACGAUAUCUCCCGACGUCACCCGAAGCCCGACUUUACCUGCCUUAGCGCAUCGCGAGGAGCUCCUUCGUGCCCUGACCGACCACCAAGCCGUCAUUUGUGUCGGAGAGACCGGAUCCGGCAAGACCACGCAGAUUCCUCAGUUUUUAGACGCCUGUGGUGCAUAUACCGAUGAUAAACGUGGUCCAAGUGGGGUAUCUCCUUGUGUAGCCAUUACACAACCCAGACGAGUCGCUACUGUGUCGGUAGCGACUCGAGUAGCUGAAGAAAUGAACACAAGUGUGGGAGGGGAUGGGGUCGUGGGGUACUCGAUCCGCUUCGAGUCGCGGUGCAGCAGCCAGACUCGGCUCAAGUUCCUAACGGAUGGAGUUUUGGUGCGGGACUGUCUGAACGAUCCGCUGCUCAAGCAGUACAGUGUCGUGAUGCUGGAUGAAGCUCAUGAGCGCAGUAUCCAUACAGACCUUCUCUUUGGUCUAUUGAAGCAGGUGAUGGCACGACGGCCGGAGUUUCGGGUGCUCAUCACAUCUGCGACGUUGGAUGCCGACAGGUUUGCCGAGUUUUUUGGCAAAAUGAUGACGACGAUACCAAGUGAAGCGUUGGGCGGGAAGAACAAGCACAAGAGAAAGAAGACGGUGGAGCCAUGUCCGGUGGUAACGAUUCCUGGACGAGUGUUCCCUGUGGAGAUCUUCCAUUCCAAGCAACGUCAAGUCAUGGGACAUAGAGGUCCUUUGUCAACGUAUGUGCGUGCUGCUGUGGACACAACGAUACAGGUGCACAAUAGUGAGGAGCCGGGUCAUAUCCUGGUCUUUCUUACAGGACAGCGUGAAGUUGAAGACGCGUGUGCGCAAAUUCGGUUGUUUUAUCAAGAACAGCGAGAGAAGCGAAGAAAUGACUUGGAGCUGCGUGUUCUGCCGCUGUAUGGUGCAUUGCAAGGCCGGCGACAGCGUGACAUCUUUCACGUGGUGCCGGUAAAUCGUGUACGCAAAGUGAUUGUCGCGACGAACAUUGCGGAGACCUCGCUGACUAUUGAUGGCGUUCGAUAUGUGGUGGAUUGUGGCUUUACAAAGCAGAAAGUGUAUAAUCCAGCGCAGCAGAUCGAGUCGCUAGUAAUUGUGCCGAUAUCAAAGGUGUCAGCGCAGCAGCGGGCUGGUCGAGCAGGUCGCACGGCUCCGGGAAAGUGUUUCCGCUUAUACAACAAGGUGUCUUACGAAGAAAUGGCGAAGGAGACCGUGCCCGAGAUUCAACGCACAAACCUGGCAAACACCGUGCUGUACCUAAAGCUGCUCGGUGUACAAGAUGUGCUCGGAUUUCCGUAUUUGGACCCACCUGAUGACGACACACUCUUGGAUGCACUGAAGCAGCUGUACGUGCUAGGAGCGCUAGAUCCCAGCAACGGUGAGGCUACUCCAGUUGGCAAACUCAUGGCUGCUUUUCCACUUGAGCCAAGGCUAUCCCGCGCCCUGGUCGAAUCGUUGCUGCUGGAUUGUAGCCGUGAGAUGACGCAGGUAGUUGCCAUGCUUUCUGUGGAAAACAUUUUUGCUGAGGCUCGUCAGAAGCAGCGUCGCCGUGAUGGAAGUGACGACGAAAGAAACAAGGAGUUUGACUGGGCGCAUCGUAUGCUGGUUCUAAAAGAAGACGGACUUGUGCACGAAGACGGAGAUCCGCUCACGUUUCGAUUAUUGCUGGAGACCUUCGAGUCUAAGUCUCGUGAACGGCGAGGUUAUUCCCGUGACCUUGAGCUGUGGUGUGAAGAUCGUCAUCUCCGGUUCCGGGCAUUGACGAUGGCAGUAUCCAUUAUGAGACAGCUUCGUGCAAUCAUUGAUUCACUUUCUCAACUUGAUCUUGAUGCUGUAAAGACGAGGAUGCGUGACGAUGGGAAUCGACUGAAUGAGUCAGUAGAUGAUCGCCUUCGCCAAGCGUUCUGCGCUGGUUUCUUUAUGAAUACGGCUCGCCGAUGUACAAUGGACACGGCGUUUCGCCUCAUUUACCAUGACCAUGACGACCAAAGAGCAGUUCAGCUUGCGCAGUUUCACCCGCUAUCGGUGAUGUGCUAUACCGCCCCUCCCGAAUUUUGUGUGUUCCAAGAGCUUGUUGUCACCAGUAAGCCGUUCAUGCGAUGUGCAUUGGCUGUUGAGCGUCGUUGGCUUGAUCAGUACUUCAAAGGCAAAAAAGAGAUCACGAUGGCGCUGCUGUAUGCUCUAUGUGGACGCAAGCCUUCUACUGCUUCGGAUCAGGAACACGAGAUAGUCGCAAAGCAGCUCAAUCAUGAUGAAAUCGUGGAAUCUCAAAAGCAGCCAGCUUCAGUGACAGUUGAUGCCAUCGCUGCGGCUCGUGCGCGAUUUUUGGAGCGCAAGACACGCUCAUGA
Messenger RNA from Peronospora matthiolae, 2535 nucleotides. Lineage: Eukaryota; Oomycota; Peronosporomycetes; Peronosporales; Peronosporaceae. The record is from the annotation of a GenBank genome assembly.